AUGUCGACAUCCGACAACGUCAACACGAGCCGCUUCAAAUUUCGACUCCAAAGUCCAACUCCUAUAUUGUCUACCAGCUUUCGCAAAUCGCAGCCGAAAGAUUCGGCCCCCUCUGGUUCGAACACGUCAAAGGACAAGGGCAAGGGCAGGGAAAAGGACAGGGACAAGGACAAAGACGGCAGCUUGGUCUGUCAGGCGACUCGCGACACCAUUCACCAGGUUCUCCUUACCUAUUGCCCGGGGGAGGAUGGGCUGGAGGCUAUCGCGGAUAUCUUGGCCCAGAUGUAUGAGCUCAUGCAUGAAAAAGACUUCACGGUCUUCGCCACCAGCACUCUCGAGAACAAGAUGUCGAAGGCCGAACGCAAAAAGACAAAGCCCCUUCAUCUUGUGGCUAUCAUGCUCGCCGAAUUGAAGGACGGCACCGACCCUGUAGCGCCAUCCGUGUUCGUGCCUUCGUCGAUCUCCCAGAAAUCGUCAGGGGGAAGGAAGGUGACCGUUGAGGAAGUAGACGAGGAAGAGGAAGAGGAAGAGGAAGAGGAAGAGGACGAAGGUGACUCCUCUGCUAAGAACGAGACGUCGACUCAAAGUCCACUCAAACCGCCCUCUGGUCGUCAUGGCUUGGGGGCCCGCCCACCGGUCUCCGUCCACAUGAAGAUAGAGGGACUGUCUGCACCGCUCGCGAACAAACCAUUAGAGAAACCUGGCCGCUCGUCGCCUGAGCCUCUCUCGACUUCACCACUCUCGACCGUCAAUGCUGAGGUUCGAAGCAGACAUCGGGGUGUUGACUGGAAAGCGGUAACAUCUGACCACACGACGCCCAUCAGAAAGCAUAGAAUCCGCUUCGUCACAGUUUACUGCCACGAACUUCACAAAGUUAAGACUCUACCCAACCCGGGUGUCUUGGUGCCUGCGGUGUGGACAUCAAUGAACGGCGACAUACUCAUCCUCUACAAUGUGCGGUCAGCACAAGCCAUCAAGGGCGCCGAUCCCCACAGAGUCUGGUACUUCGAGGAUGGCUGGAAGAACAUAACCAAAGCGUGGAAUGAAGGUCUGGACGAAGCCCAUAUCGCCCACCCAGAUCAAGUCGGGAUGUGCGAUUAUUUCCUUACUAAGAAUGCCGGUAAACCGUCAUGGAUUCAGUCAGCAUCGCAGAGGGCUAAGAUUCGCAGAAAUACUUCGAAGGAGUGA
Pleurotus ostreatus (oyster mushroom) is the source of this 1188-nucleotide messenger RNA. RefSeq lists its product as uncharacterized. Bases 1 to 1188 code for a protein of 395 amino acids. The transcript has 5 exons. The record is from RefSeq and is a predicted model, not a curated record. Lineage: Eukaryota; Fungi; Basidiomycota; Agaricomycetes; Agaricales; Pleurotaceae.